GAAAAUGUGAACACUUUUUUGAACAGGACGAGUUUCAAAACAGAGGAACUAUCCACACUUACGGUUUUGCUUGCACUGAAAAAAAGACACCUGAACUUAUCACCUUAAACACAAUUCGAGCAGACGUUCCAAACCCCAACACUGAACCUAACUUGUACCAAUUA
Molecule: messenger RNA, 164 nt
Organism: Racocetra fulgida
Lineage: Eukaryota; Fungi; Glomeromycota; Glomeromycetes; Diversisporales; Gigasporaceae
Source: the annotation of a GenBank genome assembly